This is a messenger RNA of Heterobasidion irregulare TC 32-1, 707 nucleotides long. RefSeq lists its product as uncharacterized. The record is from RefSeq and is a predicted model, not a curated record. Gene Ontology annotation, molecular function: rRNA binding; structural constituent of ribosome. NCBI's taxonomy places the organism in Eukaryota, Fungi, Basidiomycota, Agaricomycetes, Russulales, Bondarzewiaceae. Bases 27 to 608 code for a protein of 193 amino acids. Gene Ontology annotation, cellular component: cytosolic small ribosomal subunit. The transcript is spliced from 5 exons. Gene Ontology annotation, biological process: positive regulation of translational fidelity; translation.
CUCUCUUCGUCGUAUCCUCAAGAAAAAUGCCUAGGGCCCCACGGAAUCACAGCAAGACUUAUAAGGUCCCUCGUCGACCUUUCGAAUCCGCUCGUCUCGAUGCCGAGUUGAAGCUCGCCGGCGAGUAUGGCCUGCGCAACAAGCGCGAGAUUUGGCGCAUUGCCCUCAUCCUGUCUAAAAUCCGUCGUGCUGCCCGUGAGCUCCUCAAGCUCGACGACAAGGACCCCAAGCGUCUUUUCGAGGGUAACGCCCUUAUUCGCCGUCUCGUCCGCAUCGGUGUACUCGAUGAGUCCCGCAUGCGUCUCGAUUACGUGCUGGCUUUGAAGAUUGAGGAUUUCUUGGAACGUCGUCUCCAGACUCAGGUCUUCAAGAGUGGUCUCGCUAAGAGCAUCCACCAUGCCCGUGUCCUUAUCAGGCAACGACACAUCCGUGUUGGCAAGCAGAUUGUCAACGUUCCUUCAUUCGUCGUCCGUCUUGACUCACAAAAACACAUCGACUUCGCUCUCACCUCGCCGUACGGUGGAGGCCGUCCCGGCCGUGUCAAGCGCAAGCGUGCUUUGGCUGCUGCCAAGAAGGAGGAGGGUGGAGACGAGGAGGAGGAAGAUUAAAUAUCGAUCUUUGGCAUUCAUCUCCCUGUUAUGUCGACUCCUCUCAUUCGUAUGUGUAUGACUGCAUGUGUAAAUCCAUGUGCUUUUUCUCAUGCCAGC